Stomoxys calcitrans (stable fly) is the source of this 2161-nucleotide messenger RNA. RefSeq names its product peroxisomal carnitine O-octanoyltransferase. Bases 181 to 2034 code for a protein of 617 amino acids. Gene Ontology annotation, cellular component: peroxisome. Lineage: Eukaryota; Metazoa; Arthropoda; Insecta; Diptera; Muscidae. The transcript is spliced from 8 exons. The record is from RefSeq and is a predicted model, not a curated record. Gene Ontology annotation, molecular function: carnitine O-octanoyltransferase activity.
CAUUCGUAUGGCAGUAAUUGAGGAGAAAAAACACAUACAAAACAUUGAUUGCAUUUUGUAAAUAAUAAAAACACUAAUUAAUAUUAUUAAAUUGGAUUAAGAUACCACAUUCGGGAUAAUUCGACAGAAUAUUAAAAAAAGAAUAUAGCAACGUUGUGUGUGAGAUUGUUAUAAUUCACCAUGGAUCGGGCUUCGAUUUAUUUCAUGGAUGAAACUCAGCGUAACACCUAUGACUACGAUGAAGAUUUGCCACCGCUGCCACUUCCUGAUUUACGUGACACUAUGGAGAGAUACUAUGAGAGCAUAAAGCCAUUUGGCAACGAUGAGGAAUUGGCGAAUGCUCGUAAAGCUAUAGCAGAGUUCGAGAAUGGAAUUGGUGCACAGUUACAUGCAAAAUUGAAAGAUAGAGCUUCGAAAAUGAAAAACUGGCUAGACAAGUGGUGGGAUGAUUAUGCUUAUCACUUGUUAAGAUUGCCUUUGAAUCCCUACAUUGUCAUGGCUAUGCCAAUUAAGUUAGAAGUAUUAAAUAUACCGGAAACACCAGAAUGUGCAUUGAAAAACUUUGCCAGAAUUACAUAUCAUACCAUAGAGUUCUGGGAUUUGCUGCACAAGGCCACAAUUAAACCAUUGUCUUCAAAUGGUGGUAAAAUCAAAUAUUCCUCUGCUCUAUACAAACGAUUUUUUUCCACAUCUCGAAUUCCGGGCGAGGAAAUCGAUCAUAUUGAGAAACACUUUAAGACUGUAACUGAGGGUCCGACUCCCACCCACGCCUUGAUUUCUGGCAAAGGACGUUUAUUCAUGUUCGAUUGUUUACAUAAAGAUGGAUCAUUGAUAACGCCACAAGAAAUAUUGGUGGUUAUGCAGAGAGUAAGAAGUACUAUCGAUUAUGAGCCAAUGGGGGAUUGCGUUCCUGUCCUAACGCAUGAUGAUCGUACAGGUUGGGCAAAGAAUCGUACACGUCUAUUGGAACUAUCACCGCACAAUAAGGACACCUUGAAAUGGGUUGAAAGUUCCAGUAUUGUGGUGGUGUUCGAUGAAAAUGAACCAAAGGAUUAUGCGGAAAUAUCACAAUAUGCCAUUAACGGCGAUUACCACUCCAAAUGGGGAGAUCGUAGCAGUACAUUAAUAGGUUACAAAAAUGGUAAAUUUGCCUGCGUGGGAGAGCAUUCCUGUUAUGAUGGUACAGUGAGUGUUAGCUAUGCUAUGUUCAUUCAGCUAAGUCUUUACGAGGUUCCUGAGCCCGACUGGUCUGAACAGGAAAAAAUAUCUAUUUUCGGUAUAACCGAACUGCUAUUUGAUUUGGAUGGAACUUUGAAAUCGGAAAUAGAACGUGUUAAACAGGAUUGCGAGGAUCGAAGAACUGAUGUUUUGGUAACUCAUGAAGUAUUCCACGAUUACGGCAAGGACUAUAUAAAAUCAUGUAAAUUACAUCCAGAUUCUUUUGUGCAAGUACUAAUGCAGCUGGCCUAUUGUGAAAUGCAUAACGAAAUUGCUCCGGUAUAUGAAACAGCACUUAUGCGGCACUUCUAUAAGGGCCGUACAGAAACCUUGCGUUCUUGUACCAGCGAAGUCUUUAAAUUCCUUCAAAUAGCCCGUAAUAAAGAAUCAUCGGCGGCAGCUAUAGUUGAUGCUUUUCGUAAAGCUGUCAAUCAUCACAACCAUAUGAUGAAUGAAGCCCGCAAAGGCCAUGGCGUGGAUCGUCAUCUCUUUGGUCUUUGGUGUAUAGCAUACGAGAACAAAAUGGACAUUCCGGAUUUCUUUUCGGAACCAAUGUACACAAAAUCUGGCGGCGGUGGUAAUUUUGUUCUAUCUACUAGCACAUUGGGUUACUCUGUGAAUGUUGGUUAUGUGGCACCUAUGGUUUUAGACGGCUAUGGUAUUUUCUAUACCAUUACAUCAGAAUGCAUUUUCCUUCAAAGUACCUCAUUCCGUAACAGUAUGAAAACAAGUGGACAUAAAUUCAAUCAACAUUUCAUGGAUGCAUUCCGUAGGAUGAAAAAUCUUUUAGACGAGUGUGCCGACUCAAAGUUGUAACACUGUAUUGAUGUUUUUUUCUGUUAUAAAAGUUAUAAGUUUAUUAAUAAGUAAUAGGUGCCGUGCAAUUGAUAAAAAUUUUACAAUAAUUUUAUAUAAAUACAAUAAAAUUUUAUGAAAAUCCGUA